Messenger RNA from Dentiscutata erythropus, 1905 nucleotides. The record is from the annotation of a GenBank genome assembly. NCBI's taxonomy places the organism in Eukaryota, Fungi, Glomeromycota, Glomeromycetes, Diversisporales, Gigasporaceae.
AUGGCCGAACGUAGAAAAGAGGAAUUAAAGAAAAAAAAGGAAAAACUUGCGGAGCUUAAGAGAGCUAGAGAGGAGCGAAAGAGUACUCCUCCGGCACCGGCACCGGCAGAAUCACAGAAGGAAAAAACGAAAAAAGAUGAAUUGGAUGCCCUUCUCUUGGAAUUGCUGCCAAAGCAGGAACCUAAAGUAGAAGCACCAGAAAAAGUACCUGAAAAUGAAAUACCAACAACUCCUGAUCCAACAUGCAUAAUAGACACUAAAGCAGCAUCUAAUAUUAUUCCUCAAAACAUUAUAACUUCUAGUGGUCCGGCAACACCUACUUUAUCGUCACGAUUCAUUCCAGACUUCACUACUUUUGAAGCGGUUAUAUUAGAUGUUCCUCCAAAGGAAAUUGUACAUUAUAAUAAAGAAGUUCAAACUGCCGCUACGUCUUUCGAAGCGCCACCACCUUCUGAAGAUGAAAUUCGUGAAAAGGUGCGAAUGGAAUUUGAAGAACAACAAAAAGCAAAAGAAGCUGCUGCUGCAGAGCAACGUGCUAGGCAGGAAGCUGAAAAGAAAAAAGAAUUAAAACUUUUAGAAUUAUCUGAUGAAGAAAUGAAGAAUAUUCUCAACUCUUCAGAGUUUCAUGAAUUCGUUACACAUUCUACCAAAAUGGUAGAAAGAAUGUUAACUGAUAAUUUUUAUGAUCACAUGAAAGAUUACACAUUCAAUGCGGCAGCAGAGAGAGAUGAAAAUGAAGGUGCACGCGUCAGAUAUUUAUUUUCAUUUUUUGAUGAUCGGUGGAGUAAAAAUCGAUUCGUUACUGAUGUGAAUUGGUCACAUAAGAAUCCUGAAUUAUGUGUUGCAUCAUAUAACAAGAAUCCUUAUAAUAUGAAUGACCCAGACGGUGUUGUUUUAAUAUGGAACUUGAGAUUGAUAGGACGACCGGAAUUCGUUUUUCAUUCUCAAUCUGAUGUUUUGACAACAAUGUUUUCCGAAUUUCACCCGAGUGCUGUGCUUGGCGGAACUUAUUCGGGACAAAUAUUACUUUGGGAUAUGAGAGCAAAAAGUCUACCUGUUCUAAAAACUCCACUUUCAACUGCCGGUCACACCCAUCCAGUUUACUCGAUGCAGAUGGUGGGUACACAAAACGCUCACAACCUUAUCACUGCAAGUACAGACGGCACGGUGUGCUCUUGGCAGCUGGAAACACUACUUCAACCAACGGAAACUUUAGAAUUAGUUCAUUCAGGGCACAACAAAACUGAUGAAGUCUCUGUUACAUCUUUUGGUUUCCCAGAAAAUGAGACAUCAACAUUCUGGGUUGGAACGGAAGAAGGCAAUGUCUACCAGGCGAAUCGAUUUGGACAUGCCGGCGGUAAAGCUGGCAUCAAUCAAUACGACUCUUAUAAAGGACAUUGGGGCCCAGUAACUGGACUUCAUUUCCAUCCUUUAGUCGGACCUGUAGAUUUCUCUGAUCUAUUUUUAACUUCUUCAGUGGACUGGACCGUGAAACUAUGGAAAGCUAAAUCGGUUUCGAAACCAUCUGCAUCAGCACAAACAAUUUCUCCAUUAUACAGUUUUGAAGGAUCGGACGAUUAUAUUUACGAUGUUAAAUGGUCACCUACUAAUCCAGCACUUUUUGGUUCGGUCGAUGGUAAAGGAAACUUUGCAGUUUGGAAUUUGAACGAAGAUACUGAGAUACCAGCUGUAAAUACUCAAGUCGGUAAUGGUCGUGCAUUGAACAAACUCCAAUGGGAUAAGGAAGGAAGAAGAGUAGCUAUUGGAUCAUCAGAUGGACGUGUUCACGUUUAUGAUGUUGGAGAGUUAUGUAAUCCAAGGGAAGAUGAGUGGAUUAAAAUGCAAAAAACACUUUCAGAAAUGAAUGAAUCUGGAGAAAUGAUCGGGAAAAUGAACACAAAAUAA